GCUUCCUGCCCGAGCCACAGCGGCCCCGGGCACCGGCGGCCGCAGCUCGGCCGCGAUAUGCGCGACUACGAUGCGGCCACCGCCUUCCUGGGCGAGUGGGGCCGCUUCCAGCGCCUCGUCUUCUUCCUGCUCAGCGCCAGCAUCAUCCCCAACGGCUUCAACGGGCUCUCCAUCGUGUUCCUGGCCGGCACUCCCGAGCACCGGUGCGCCGUGCCCCGCGGGGCCAACCUGAGCAGCGAGUGGCGCAACGCCAGCAUCCCGCUGGAGCUGCGGGGCGGGCGGGAGGCCCCGAGCCGCUGCCGCCGCUACCGCCUGGCCGCGCUCGCCAACUUCUCGGCGCUGGGGCUGCGGCCCGGCUCCGACGUGGAGCUGGAGGCGCUGGAGCAGGAGCCGUGCCUGGACGGCUGGGAGUACAGCCGGGACGUGUACAGCUCCACCAUCGUCACCGAGUGGAAUCUCGUCUGUGACAACGACUGGAAGGGACCCCUGAGCACCUCCCUGUUUUUCGUGGGUGUCCUGCUGGGAUCUUUCAUAUCAGGACAGCUCUCAGACAAGUUUGGCAGGAAGAAUGUGCUGUUUGCAACUCUGGCAAUGCAGACUGGCUUCAGCUUCAUACAGGUCUUCUCUACCAGCUGGGAGAUGUUUUCAGUGUUGUUUGUGCUGGUUGGCAUGGGACAGAUCUCUAACUACGUGGCAGCAUUUGUUCUUGGCACAGAAAUCCUUGGCAAAUCAAUCCGUGUGGUGUUCUGCACCCUGGGGGUGUGCAUAUUCUAUGCCUUUGGCUACAUGUUGCUGCCCCUCUUCGCCUACUUCAUCAGAGCCUGGCGGAUGCUGCUGCUGGCGCUCACCCUGCCCGGGCUGCUCUGCAUCCCGCUCUGGUGGGUCAUUCCAGAGUCUCCCCGGUGGUUGAUCUCCCAGGGAAGGUUUCAGGAGGCAGAAGACAUCCUCCGAAAAGCUGCAAAAACUAAUGGCAUUACAGCCCCAGAUGUCAUACUUGACCCUAGUGAGCUGCAAGAUGUGAAUUCCCAGAAGCAGCAGACAUACACCAUUUUGGAUCUAAUGAGAACCCGAAAUAUUUUAACCAUCACUAUUAUGUCAGUGCUUCUGUGGAUGAUAAUCUCCGUUGGCUAUUUCGGCCUGUCCCUCGACACGCCCAACCUGCACGGGGACGUGUACGUGAACUGCUUCCUGUCGGCCGUGAUCGAGGUGCCCGCCUACGUCAUCUCCUGGGUGCUGCUGCGCAACCUGCCCCGACGGUACUCGAUGGCUGCCGCGUUGUUCUUGGGAGGCUGCGUGCUGCUCUUCAUCCAGCUCGUGCCCUCACAUCUCCGUGCUCUGUCUAUUCUGCUGGUGAUGGUGGGCAAGUUUGGAAUCACAUCAGCCUUUUCAAUGGUCUAUGUUUACACGGCUGAGCUCUACCCAACAGUGGUGAGGAACAUGGGGGUUGGAGCGAGUUCCAUGGCCUCCAGGCUGGGCAGCAUCCUCUCCCCUUACUUCGUUUACCUCGGUGCCUACGAUCGAUUCCUGCCUUACAUCCUGAUGGGGAGCCUGACUGUGCUGUCAGGAAUUCUGACACUAUUUCUGCCUGAAAGCUAUGGGAUGCCCCUUCCUGACACCAUUGACCAAAUGCUGCUGGUGAAAGGGUUAGAAUACAGGCCUCCAUCUAGUAGCACAAGGGAUUCCAAGGAGGAAGAAGAGAAUCCAGAGAUCCUUAAAAGCACAGCAUUUUGAUGGAACUCCUGUGUCCUUCCUGGUGGACUGAAAGUUAAAUGGACUUUCCUUCUAAAACUCAUUCUAGAAAGGGCUAGUGGCAACACUUUGUUUCCUGCAAUUUUAACCUUAUUUAUUAAUUUAAGCACUGUGUUCUGUAAGUUCUCUUUUUAUAUGAACAUAAACACUGCGUAGCCUUCAGUGAGAUGUUUCAGCCACAGCUGUGCUCAUCAGCAGUACCAUGGAGCAGUACCUGAUCAGUCCUGUGUCACUUUAUGUGUAUAGUUCAGCUGAGAGAUACUUGAAAAUGAGUUCAAGGGCUGGCAGGGUGCCUGGGUCCCUCAGUGAACCUUCUCCAGAGCUAAUGCACGUCAAGAAGUAAAAAUUGCCAGAAAAAGCUGCUCAUUGCUUUUGAUUCCUUGACUUCUGUCUCUAUACAGGAAACUUAUUUAUUGUGUGAAGGCUAUGAGAACGUGCCUCUCUCUGAUCUUACCCAAGUGACUUUGUACAUGCUGAAUUUGUUACCAAAUUCAGAAAGAUGCAAAGAAAGAUUCUGAGAGUUAAUUCUAACUUGAUAGGUUUUAACUCAGCAUCGACUGAAAGGAUUGUCUUGCACAAACUAUUUAGCACUGAAGUUUUGCUCACAAAAUUCACUUGAUUCCAAUGCUGGAUUUCAACUGUACCUUCUUGUUUACAUCUGAGCUUGGAUGUGGCCUGUUUCCAGGCUGGAUUUAUUCUAAAUAAUGCAAAAGGUUUCACCUGUGUGUAGAGGGAGUGGUGUUAGUUUUUGUGGUGAAAGUUUUAUGUGUAAAUUGUUUUAACGUUCUCUGUGCAAUUUGGAUGAUGGAAAUGAUUCUCCUGUCUUUGUUCUUGCUUUUCCCACUGGUGCAUGUACACGCACACAAUUAAUAUAUUUAGUCAUAAAUUAUUGUGUUAAUUAGGCCACUGCACUGACCUCAUGGAGGAGUGUACUGAGAACAAAACAGAACAUAUUUCUGACCACUGGUUCUCAAUCCUUAAGUAUCACCUGUGUGAUUGCUGUGAGGUCUGUUGUUGCACUUAACUUGUGUAAUCAGUGAAUUGCUUUAAAAUUGUUUAAAAAAACCCCCAACAAACCCACAAAUCUUGUUGAAAAUCUGCCAAGAGGUUGUGGAAGUGCCCUUGGCAUUACCUGUGUUUCUCUAAAUACACAAUGUACACUUACACAUUUGUGCUGUGCUGGUUCUGGUGUGACAGAUGUGAGUGGUGAAAGGUUUCUGUCUUGUGGCACUUGUAUUUUGUUCUGUCUUGUAGAGACUUAAUAAACAGCCUAAAUCUUUGUAGCCAAAGCUGUCGGGGGCCUUACUCUCCUGCAGCAGAUGGCUGGGGAAGUUGUGCAUUUUCCUGUGGUGUUUAAAUAUGUAGGUGGCAUUGGCUGAUUCCAGUCUUUGGUGAACCAAUAUCCCAAAUCCUGUCUUGGUAACAGGCUGUGGGACUGAUGCGUGCCUUGGACUGCUUGUCACAGGAACAAGAAAGUAGAAGGCGCUGUCCAGACUGUAGUGCUUUGGUUUGGUUAAACUCUCCCUGCCAGUAUCUUGAGCUCGAGGAUUUGCUCCACUUUUCCUGCAUUUUUUCACCUCUUUGUUUAGGAUUUUGGUUUCUGGAUGCAGCAGGAAGCUGGCCGAUGUCACUGGGUCAGAGAAUGAUGUGGGGGAAAAUAAUUUUGUUGUAUGUCAACUUUUCCAAGGAAAGAAAGCUGAAGGUUGGGGCAGGUUCAGUGUCACUCCUGUUUGUGGGUUGACAGGCCCUGGGCAGGAGGUUUAAAAUGCUGUGUGUGAUCUGAGGCUCGUGCCAAAAUUGAGAAUCUGGAUUUUACAAGCCCCGCUGCCCAUCACAGAACAGCCUUGACAUGGGCAAAUACAUGUUAGGAGAGUGCCUGUAACAGCCAGUCCCCCUUCCCAAAAACGUGACCUGUUCUGGCAGGCUUACACUUCUUUUGCAAUAUUCAUUGCAGACACAAAAGAGUAUGUUGUCAAACUUGGUACAGGUAUUUUUCUUUGUAGACCUUGUCUAGGAGCUGUAAGGCUGAGAAGCAGCUUCUUUUGUAUGUGUUGUAGAAUGAUCUGAUAACCACAGGAAUCUGAGGCAAAACACAUUUAGCUGCAACUUCCUUGUAAUGAAUUUGCCAGUGUAAACACCCGUGUCCCAUAAGGCUCUUCCUGUAAACAGUUUCAGAAGAUAUCCUAAACUGUAAGAUAUGUGCCUGCCUGAUACAGGAGUUAGUCUGGAAGUUCCAGUGUCUGUUUAACAUCUGAUUUAGCUGUAAUUUCUUACCCACUGCUUUAUCCAAGUUUGUGCCUUCAAAGAGAGACUUUUUUUCUUGAAUAUUUAAAUAUUCUGAUGUUUACUAAAGAAGUUCUGUGUGGGUUUUUUUGUUGUUAUUGUUAGUUUGGUUUGUUUUUCUAACUCCAGACAAAUUGGGGAAUUUCCCAUUAGUCAUGACUAACCCUACAAAACUCAGUGGCAAUCGCUUUGUGUCAAAAAAAGAGGGGUUUUCCCUUGCUCAUGUUUUUAAAAACAUGAAGUCUGAGUCAGAAAUGUAGAACAUAUUUAAAAUAGCUGACUGGGUUAUUAUGUGUUCACUGUUUCAGCCUUCUCUUUUCAAGUUUAUGUCUAAAACAAGGAUCUUGUUCCAGUGGGCAGGUGGAAUCCAGAUAGCAGGGAUCUCAGAAAGAAAUGGAGGGACUGUUUUAUAUAGGUAGGUGAUCUGAUCCCUGCAAACAAGAUGUAGAUGAAAGGAGCUGAUCCAGUCGUGGGCACAUCUUGGAGUGGUGUCAGUGCUGGCAGCAGGUCAGAUCUGCAGCACAGCCUGGCUGUGGAUGUACCUGCAGGAGUAGGGCACACAAUUUACCUUUGCAAGAGGAGCUGUGAUAAACCUGAGAGCUCCUUGUGUUGUGGAGGAAGAUGCAGCAGACUCUGAGGUUCAGACUAACCCUGGCCUGAGCACUGCUGUGGCUGGGCUGCCUGUGAGCUGUCCCAGCAGCAGAACAGGUUACCCAGUUACCUGCUCAGGCAGAGAACAGUGCCCACUGCAGUACCUUCACCGGGGGAAGCAUGCCCUGAGUUGGGAACGAGGAUCCCCUCCUUUCCAGCUCUCAGGAUGACUUCUGUCAUCCCCUUGGGCACCUCAGAUACUCCUGUGACUUUGGCUUCUUUGCCUGCAAGUGGAAAGGCUGUUAACUCAGAGGGUACCACAGCGUGCCGGGAUGUUUGUGCUCCACAGGCAGUAUUCAUUAGAAUCUCUGACUCUUCUGACAGUGAAUGUAAUGCUCCCACGAGCAUCGUUUAGUAUUUCAGCUUCCAGAAUCGGGCAACUUUGGCUGACUUCUGACACUAUUUCUGUGCAGAUGUGUGAACUCCUCCCCCCUUUCCAAGUGACCGCUGUGGGGAGGAGGAGGGGCUGUUCAGGGAGGGGCUGCAUUGCCCGGGGAGUUGGACUGCAAUACCUAUUUCAGUAUUUGUAGAAUAGAACCUUAGUCCUGGCAGUUGUAAAUUAUUUUCUUGAAGCAUAGAAUCAGCCCAUGCACCAUCAAGCCUUACUGAGAGAUGCUUUUGGGAGAACUCUAAACCAGUAAUGAACACAGCCUUGUACAUAGAAAGGUAUAUAAAUUUCUUCUAAGAAUGUAAAUAUUCCUAGCUGUAACUACAUUAAUUCUUACCCUAGUUUUUUAUAGAGAAAUGCUUGUUAUUUGUAAAAUUCAGAAUAAAAUCAUAUCUGAAAUUA
Molecule: messenger RNA, 5473 nt
Organism: Myiozetetes cayanensis
Lineage: Eukaryota; Metazoa; Chordata; Aves; Passeriformes; Tyrannidae
Product: solute carrier family 22 member 5-like
Exons: 10
Coding region: 58-1731 (557 amino acids)
Biological process (GO): transmembrane transport; carnitine transport
Cellular component (GO): membrane
Molecular function (GO): ATP binding; transmembrane transporter activity
Source: RefSeq, a predicted model, not a curated record